AAUUGCAAUACACAACGUAUUAAACUAUUAGAAUUUUGUUAUUGUUUUUAUUACAAUAUUGUGUACAGUAGUGAAGGUGUUUUUAGCCGGACUAUGUUUUUUCAUGUUUAUUGAAUGAUUUUUUGAGACAUGUUGUAGCAAUUAAUUCAUUUACAAAAUACCAUAGGAAUAUCGAAAUCCUUUGGUCGAAGUUAGUGACCGCUACACCAGCAUGGCUUGUAUGUUAAAAAUAUUUAGAAAAUGCAGGCCGAACGCCGCACCAGUGCCUCAGGACUGCGUCCCAUGAGACCUGCACUACAUCAACAUCAGUUUGACGACGCUGAGAGCCCAUCUGCUCCGAUAGUAGUGAAUAAUUAUCAUCACUACCAUCAGAUAGCUCAUCAGAUUUAUCCAACUGGUGUUUCUGAGUAUACAGUAACUAGUGGCGACGUGGAGGAACAGCACCAUGUGUAUGGGCCAACGGCGGCAAGUGAGUGUCACCCAACCGCUCCAAAGCUGACCGCCCCCAUACGAGGACAACCGCCAUUGCUGUAUCCAGCAUUCCACCGGCAGGUGCAGUAUCGCUCCAGCAGGCGCCAGGUUAGUGAUGCGACGCAGGAAAAAAUACAAGAGGACGAUGAGGCCACUCUCAGGGAGUUGCUUGUGAGUCUUCAAAAACAGGUGAGCGUGAUGAGUAUGAAUUUAUCAGCGAAGCUGGAUGAACUCCAGCAACGGGGUGAUCGUCAAUUGGAAACAACGGUAGCAUUAUGUGAAAUACGUACACAAUUACAAGAAUUAACAAAAAGUGUUGAAUCAUGUCAAAGUGAAGUAAGUGAAGUGAAACGUGAUAUGGUUGCAAUUAAACAUGAAUUGGAUACUGUGCAACAAGUGAAAGAGGAAAUUGAAGAGUUACGUGAAUAUGUUGAUCGAUUAGAGGAACAUACACAUCGCCGUAAAUUACGUUUGCUUGAGCAGGGUUUAACGUUUUUCUUAUCCUAUGCCAUUUUGGCAGCGGUGUUGGGGAUGCUUCAAUUUGGUUACAAUACAGGUGUAAUCAAUGCUCCAGAAGUUAAUAUUGAAAAUUUUAUGAAAGAUGUAUAUAAAUCACGAUAUGGUGAAGAUAUCCCCGAAGAAUCUGUUAAAUUUUUAUAUUCAGUAGCUGUAUCAAUAUUUGCAAUUGGUGGUAUGUUAGGUGGAUUUUCUGGUGGUAUGAUUGCUGAUCGUUUUGGUAGAAAAGGUGGCCUUCUACUUAAUAACGUAUUAGGAAUUGGUGGUGCCUGUUUGAUGGGAUUUACGAAAAUCUCUCAUUCCUAUGAAAUGUUAUUCUUUGGCCGUUUCAUUAUAGGUGUUAAUUGUGGUCUAAAUACAUCAUUAGUUCCCAUGUAUAUAUCUGAAAUAGCGCCUUUGAAUUUACGUGGUGGCCUAGGUACAAUCAAUCAACUUGCUGUAACUGUUGGAUUAUUGCUGUCACAAGUAUUAGGCAUUGAACAAAUAUUAGGUACAGAUGAUGGUUGGCCUGUACUAUUAGGUCUUGCAAUAUGCCCAGCUAUUUUACAAUUAAUUUUACUGCCAAUAUGUCCUGAAAGUCCUAGGUAUUUAUUAAUGACGAAACAAUGGGAAGAAGAAGCUAGAAAAGCAUUAAGAAGAUUGCGAGCAAGUAAUCAAGUUGAAGAAGAUAUUGAAGAGAUGCGUGCUGAAGAGCGUGCUCAACAAUCUGAAUCUACAAUCAGUAUGACUGAGUUAAUUUGCUCACCAACAUUACGAUCCCCAUUAAUUAUAGGCGUUGUUAUGCAAUUAUCACAACAAUUAUCUGGUAUUAAUGCUGUGUUUUAUUAUUCCACCGAUUUGUUUUCAAGUAGUGGUUUAAGUGAUGAAAGUGCAAAAUUUGCAACAAUUGGUAUUGGUGUUAUAAUGGUAACAAUGACAUUAGUAUCAAUACCAUUAAUGGAUCGUGCUGGACGAAGAACAUUACAUUUAUAUGGUUUAGGUGGCAUGUUUAUUUUUAGUAUAUUCAUCACAAUAUCAUUUUUAAUAAAGGAAAUGAUUGACUGGAUGUCGUAUAUAUCGGUUAUAUCAAUACUCAGUUUCGUUGUAUUCUUUGCUGUUGGGCCCGGUUCAAUUCCAUGGAUGAUUACUGCCGAAUUAUUUUCACAAGGACCUCGACCAGCAGCAAUGUCAAUUGCCGUUUUAGUUAAUUGGAUAACAAAUUUUUGUGUUGGAAUUGGUUUUCCUACAAUGAAGGCAGCUUUGGAUAAUUAUACUUUCCUGCCAUUUAGUGUUUUUCUAGCAAUAUUUUGGACAUUUACGUAUAAAAAAGUUCCAGAAACUAAAAAUAAAACAUUCGAAGAAAUCCUUGCCUUGUUUAGACAUGGGAACGGCAGGUCCAGUUUACGAGAUAGUCGACUCUACGGGAGUAUGCUAAACUGUGUGAAUGCGUUAGAGCAGCAUCUACCCGGCACAGAGCAGUCUGCGCUCAUGGUCGCCGACGAGAAAUCACAACCUGAGUCAUAUGAAAAUGUCUUUGUACCCCAUGUAAUCCCAAAUCCAUUUGAACGGAGUUUAUAUCGAAGUACAUACAAUCCUCGGAGACAUUCAGCAUAUGCUACCGUGCCAGCUGCGUCUGAGCAUUCUUCUCGUGAUGAAUUAGCCGUUCAACGACCGCCGCCCCCAUUGCCGCCUCCAAGAUUCCCAAAUAGUGCCGUUUGACAAUGGGAAACAUUAAACAUCAGUACAUUUACUGUCGCCGCUCCAUCAUUUCCUAUUUUACCUCUGUUACCUCUGCUUACGAAUGCCAGCGGUUUAGCUGUCGAAACCCAACUAUAUGAUCUAAUAGCUGAACGCUCAAAAGCUUGCGUUAUGUAUUUAAGACACAGCUUCAAACGACCACGACAACGCUAUUAAAAAAAGAAAUGAAAAAC
Chrysoperla carnea is the source of this 2897-nucleotide messenger RNA. It is a transcript of the gene Glut1, whose product is annotated as glucose transporter type 1. The record is from RefSeq and is a predicted model, not a curated record. NCBI's taxonomy places the organism in Eukaryota, Metazoa, Arthropoda, Insecta, Neuroptera, Chrysopidae. Gene Ontology annotation, biological process: monosaccharide transmembrane transport. Gene Ontology annotation, cellular component: membrane. The transcript is spliced from 16 exons. Gene Ontology annotation, molecular function: hexose transmembrane transporter activity. The coding region runs from base 241 to 2685 and encodes 814 amino acids.